AUGGCAAACGAUGAUCACACAGAACGGAAUCCUCCCGUCGUAAAGUUUCGCGCGCCCGACAGGACGUUCAAGCGGGUAUUAAAGGACCGCUCGCUUAGUGAGAUUAUCGAGUCGGUGAGGGACAAGCUGCGGCUGCGUGACGAGACCAUAACGCUCGCCUACGUGGAAGACGAUACGAAGGUCGACCUAGAGGAUGACAGCGACUUUGAGGCUUUUCGCGCUACCGCACGACCAAACACAAUCCUGAAUGUGCUCGUCACCAUAGGCCAUCCGUCGCACCCCGUCGAUCGCGUUCAGUAUCGUCGCGAACAAUCAGAGGAUACCGCACGUCCAAAGCGAAAACGAAGGCAUCAACCUGUGGAUUCAUCAGAUGCAGAGGAGGAUGAAAGACGCAGAGCGGUACCCGCAGAGGUGCUCCAUAGAGACCACGCUACAUCUCCACACACCGAUCCAUCUGCCGAGCCUCCGAAAAAGAAACGCAGAAAGGAGAAGAAGGAUUCGAAGCACGCAAAGUCCACUGAACCCAUCCCCCAACUCUCCGAGCUUGCUGAUGCGAUACCUCUGGCUUCCGAGCCUCCUGAUGACAGCGCCGCGGCGGGUCCAUCUACAACUAAGCCGAAACGGCGGCACAAGGACAUUCCACGAUCUUCAAGUAGCGAACCCGCACCUCAUAAGAGCUCGCAGGACAAGUCGGCCUUGCGCGCAAGCAACGCUGGAGACGACGGUGAACCGGCGCAAACGGCCGAGCCUAGUAAACCACGGAAGCGCAAACGUACGCUGUCGCAAGGCUCUGACGCCGCUUCCCGUGAAGCAUCCAUCCUUGAGGAAGAUGAGCCGGCUACAGGCAGUGUGCCUGUAGCCGGCCCAUCUUCCUCGCCCUUGCAACCUGCCGACAAAUCUCGCCCUUCCGCGCGACCGUCAGAGGAGAUGGCGAAGCAGAAGAAGAAGAAGCGCACUGUCCCUGAUGCUGAAGAAGGUAGCCGCGAUACCCCUACACCCGCUCAGCCGGCCCCUCCUGAAGAUUCAGCAACCGGCUCGCCUGCUAAGAAGAAACUGAAAAAGAAGGUCUCGAUCGCGCUUUCUCUUGUGCAGAAUGAAGACGAAGACGAUAUGCCAGAGACGAGCGGGAACGUUCGGGAGGAGCCUGUGAAGCAAAAGAAGGCCCAGACUCGUCGAACAGCUCGGACGGAAGAGAGCAGUACCGCGAUGGCGCAGAAGGAUACGCAGCUGGAAAAGAACACAGAGUCCGUCGAGGAAGUUUCAUCCGAGACCGAGGCUGCUCCUACUUCGAUCUCUCCCGCUGAGGCCAGUGCAAACCCAGAACAGCAAGAAAGUGCGAUGAAGAGAAGACAGAAGAAGAAGAAGCAGACGGAGGAAGAGCAGCCUCCAGCCGUCCCCUCCGCUGUUCAGCCUCCUUUUGCUGCAAAACCCGACAAGCCGGCCAAGGCGAAGAAGACGAAGACACCAGCUGCAGCGGCGCAAGAAGAGCAACAGCCCGAGCCCGAGCCCGCUCCUGCCCCGGCUGCUCCACUUGCCACCCUAGAGGGCAAGUCUGACAAGCCGGCGAAGAAGACGAAAGAGCAGGGCGCACAGCAACAGCAGGCAGGCGAUGUGUCUGACCCGCGCCCUACUGCCGACGCCGCAACCACAUCGCAUGAGGCAGUUGAAACACAGUUGCCUGCUUCGAAGACCAAGGGGCGCAAGGGCAAGAAGGACACAGCAUCUACUAAAUCUGCUGAGGAGAAGGCAGCUCGCUCAACGUCUGAUAAUGAUAACAUGUGGGCGGAUAUCUUUAAAAAGGUGGAACAACGGCGUGUGGCAUCCUCCGGUGCUGAGGUCAACAAGACGCCUGAGGUACAGCCUCGCGUCGUCAAGGGCAAGCAGAGCAAGUCCAAGCUGAGUGCGUCUAGGGUACCAGGGGAUGAUGCCGAGGCCAGAACAGUGGAACCGACUGUCGAGCGGGAGUCGCCAUCGACUAGACCUGCGCUUCCUGUUCGGAGCAGUGAGAAGAGAAUUCCCGUUGCACCCACGAGUGGGAUAACUGUCGGAGCUCUGCCCGUGAAACACCCCACGCCCGCUAUUUCAUUGCUGCGGACUGCUCUCUUUUCCUCCUCGCGGUCUGCUGUAGAAUCGACUGGAACGAACGAGGCUGCAAUCUCCGAAGACGUUCACUUGCCAGUGGGUUCACAACCCCAUGCGGAGCUGUCCCACGCGAAUGUUGCCGCGAUCGAGACAGAGACCCGGUCAAAGCCGUCAAGCCUUGGCGUUUCUUCUGCUGCUGCUGAAGCGAUCGCGGAGGUAACGGUCGAGGGCCAGGGAGAAAGCCGUAGCGACGAGAGCUCCAGCAGCGAUGACGAGGAUGAAGGCGAUGGGGAGGCCGAGGCGGGGGUGAAGCGACCUUCGGAUGUCACUGCGAGCUCGGUGAACUUGAAAUCUGCUGCUCUUCCUCGAGGCCCUGUGUCGCGACGCAGCGUUCUUGACGAGAUAUCUUCGGAAAGCAGUAAUGAAGGCGAGGAUGAAGACUCUCAGGAGGACAUCGAUGUGGACGAGGAGGAGGAGGAGGAGGAGAUGGGGCUUGACAAGCAAAAGCGCCGUCCGUCGCGAAAGAACAACCGGGCUAUAUUAAGUUCAAAUGACGAUGUGGACGCGAAUUCCAACGACGGAGAGGAAGAAGUUGUGCCUCCAACAUCCGUGGAUGUUGGCCCUCAAGAUACUGCUGGUACCGUCGAAGAUCCACUCAAUCUGGACGGCAUCUCAGUCAGAGAUAAACCCGUUCCAGCGCCAGAAGGAAAGUCGGCAAGCUCUCAAGAGGGUGAUAAAUCCCGAAUAAACUUGGCAGCUGGACGGGAGGGGCUUGAAGCUCGAAGCAUGACGAAGAAGAGCGGCAAAGCUACAUCUCAGAAAAUCUCUGUAUCGCAAGGCAGCAAACUUCCGGGGGAGUCAUCUGCUCAAGGAUCUGACCACGUUCAAAACAGCUCGGAGAGCGCGGACUCAGGGCCAUUCGCUAAGCCACCCAUUCAGCCCGACACCGAUGAUGUAGUCGGCUCUAUCACGCUGGUGAUUCCUGACCCGAGCCAGGCUAACAUGGACAUUGGAGACAUCAUCAUGCCAGCAGAUGACCUGCUAGAAGCCAUCGAUCACAGUAUGCCGGAUAACGUUUCAAUCGAGCAGGAUGCCGAGGAGUCGCGGCCGAGUACUUCGUCUCCGUACAGUUCACCUAGAAAGGGCACGCCGAAGCGCAUGAAGGACCGUCGCGGGAGAACCCCGAAGGACAGCGAGCUGCCUGUCCUUGCCUCAGAGAACUUUGAGGAACUGGCUCAGUCAACGCCUGCGCGUGCCAGGAAGCCAGAUUCAUCGUUGCCUCAGCGCGAUUCCGAGCCGAUCGCUGCGCGAAUUCGCAAGUCUGCCCGGAAGGCUGCAUCGACGACGCGGAAGUCAUUUCCGCUGGCGACACCCACUCCAUCCACCGCGAAGCGACGGGGACGACUGCCGCUAUCAAAAGAUGGGAAAGCUCGAACAAAAGCGGGGAAAGAACAAGCCGCUGCCAAGAAAAGUGUUGCGGACGAGAAGAUCAAGGAGGCGAAGAAGGCGAACCCGCGACAGAAAGCGUCUGCCGCGAAGAAGAGUGGCAAAGCCGUGAAGCCCGCUAGCGCAUUCAAAGUUGUGACCAAUACCGCCGCCGACGACGAUCAACCCUCCGCCGAUGAUGGUCCAGCUACACCUCGCCCAACCACUCAAGAUGUACAGCCCCCGGCUUGGACAACUUUGACACAGGGUGGGGACGAGCUUACUGUUGAACCAGAGUCACUGCUCGAUGAGCUGGGGUCAAGCAGUCCCGCCCGCAGCGCAUCUGGGACAGGCCUCCUUCCGGCGAAGAAAUUAUUUUCAGUUGAGAUCGUGCGUAGCAAGACGAGCUCGCAACCCGCUGCUCAGGUCGCGGAUGAUCAGAAUGCGUCUCAGUCUUCUCAUGAUGCAGCAUCGGAUGUGCAUCCCGCAAGCCAGGAAUCGAGGGAUGCCGCUGAAGGUGACGCGCUCUUCCUACCGGACAAUAGCCAGUAUCAAACGCAGCAAAAUACGCAGAAUCCCAUUUCUGCGAAAGGCAUGAUGCCAACCUCAUUUCCAUCCAUUGGCUCUGACCCGGACGAUGGCGCUUUUACCGUCACGAAGCGUCCGGCUGCGCGCUCAGGUCCAUGGAAUGCGAAAACACAGUUCCGCCGCUUGUCAAAUGUGACGAGUCAGCAGCUUUUCCGUCCCUUGGACAGCAGCAGAGCGUCGUUGACGCUGGCCGUUGCCAACAAGAGUAGCAUUACUGACCAGAUCGAGGAUGAUGGCGACGAUGAGGACGACGACGACUCGGAUAAUUCGGGGUCAGAUUCGGACAAGGUAACAAAGUCUCAUGUUCCGCAGGACAGGAGAGCAGGCACGGGCAUUCAGAAAAAGAAGAAAUCCGGACUUACAUCUUUCACUAUGUAA
Laetiporus sulphureus 93-53 is the source of this 4473-nucleotide messenger RNA. RefSeq lists its product as uncharacterized. The record is from RefSeq and is a predicted model, not a curated record. Lineage: Eukaryota; Fungi; Basidiomycota; Agaricomycetes; Polyporales; Laetiporaceae. The transcript has 10 exons. The coding region runs from base 1 to 4473 and encodes 1490 amino acids.